AUACAACAUAACCUAAGAAUUUUACAAAAAUUUUGUUAUUUAAAACAUUUUUUGCAAAAUACUGGUAAUUGUGCUGAAAUUAACGCAAAAAUGGAUAUCUUAAGUAGACCUGCUGAAGAAUUUGAAAAUGAUCAAUCUCUGGAGGCAAUGUGGGCCAUAAAGGCUUACGAACACGCAGAGGUUUAUUUUAAUAUCCUCUGUUCAGUGGAUCCAAAACUGUUACGUCUUACCCCACAUGAUGACCUAAUAUAUAGGCUAUUUAGAGAAGAAUUUCCUAAAUUUGAUGUUAAUUUUAUAAAAGAGGACGAACUAAAAGGCGAAGAGGCAAAGGAGAAGUGGAGGCCUUUUUGUGAAAGGUUUAAAGAUAUUAUUGAGGACUAUAGUUUUGGAACAUUACUUAGAAUAGAUGCAUCAAAAGAAUAUGAUGAAAAUAAUUCUAUUCUUGUUACUAGAAUUCAGUUUUAUGCAAUAGAAUUAGCUAGAAAUCGUGAAAGAGUGAAUGAUAUCAUUAGAAACAAAUUUAAUGUGAGAAAGGAGAAAGGUGGAUAACAAUUUGCUAAUAUUGCAAAUAAACUUUACAUCUGUUUUGCCUAAAUAAUAGUAAGUAAUUUUUAAGCUUUAUAUCUAAAACUUUUGCUAAAUAAAAGCCAAUAU
Molecule: messenger RNA, 654 nt
Organism: Agrilus planipennis (emerald ash borer)
Lineage: Eukaryota; Metazoa; Arthropoda; Insecta; Coleoptera; Buprestidae
Product: protein PBDC1
Exons: 3
Coding region: 91-549 (152 amino acids)
Cellular component (GO): cytoplasm
Source: RefSeq, a predicted model, not a curated record